Molecule: messenger RNA, 1522 nt
Organism: Gossypium raimondii (Peruvian cotton)
Lineage: Eukaryota; Viridiplantae; Streptophyta; Magnoliopsida; Malvales; Malvaceae
Exons: 4
Coding region: 1101-1496 (131 amino acids)
Source: RefSeq, a predicted model, not a curated record
AGACGUUUGGUUGGGUGUAAUCGUAUUACGCCCUAUUCCCUUCCCUCUCUAUUACUGAUACUGGCCGUAAUAGCCACUCUGAGUUUGAAGCGGGUAAUAGGGAAUCCCCAUCAAUUCCCAAUUUUAUUUUCCAUUUUCUGCCCUCAUCCUCUCCCAACGUUUCCUAAUUUUUUUCUCUUCCAGAUUUCUACUUCUUCUUUUGGUACGGAGCUGAGCCAAAACAAAAUAAAGCACCUUUUGCAUGAGUUAAAACAAGGAAUAAAUACCCCAUUUUUCCUCCCCUGUCCUGUCCAUUAAUUAGAAAUUUGGGGGUCUUUUUAUUAGAACUUAGAAAUAUAAGAUCUUGGGGUAUAGUUGGAAUCAGGAUCAUGGAUUUGGAAUUCUUGCAAUCUAUGGAUAUUCAGAUUCUUGUUGGUGUAGCUGUAGCUGCUUUAGCCAUUGUUGUUGGUGCUGUUUAUUUGUUUGCCUUUUCGUCCUGAAUUUCUCUUUCAAAAACUUCUUUUAAAUGGUUUUUUUAAUUAAUAAAAAAAACUAUUUUGUUAUUUUAUUUUGCUUACUCUACUUUGCAUGCCUGUUUCUCUUUCUUGGGUUAUAAGUUCAAUUUUGAAUGCAGGGUUCUAAUAGGAUUUGGGGUUGGUGAAACUGGGUUUUUUUUAUCCGAUCAUAUGUAUAUUUGAUUGAUAUUUAAUCCUCUUGUCCUGAAUUGGGGAACCUUGCAACUUAUUUUUUAAUUUGAGUUUAAAUUCCAUUGUUAUUAUCAGUUUUGCAGUUUAAGGGUCUUUAAUUGUGUUUUUUUAUUUGGUGAUUUUGUUAUAUUCUUUUAACUAUGGAUUUGAAAAUUGGUGAGGAAGAUAAUGGUAUCAAGGCACCAAAGAAACAAGAUGGAUUAGAAGGAGGUGGAAAUUCAAAGAUGAAGGGCAAUGGAAGCAUUAGUGGCAAAGACAUGAUAUUUAGAGCUGAUCAAAUUGAUUUAAAAAGCUUAGACAUGCAGCUGGAGAAGCACCUGAGCCGAGUUUGGUCUAGGAACAUUGAGAAACAAAGGCCAGCUGAGGAAUGGGAGAUUGAUUUGGCUAAGUUGGAUUUAAGGAAUGUUAUAGCUCAUGGCACCUAUGGGACUGUUUAUCGUGCCACUUAUGAUAAUGAAGAUGUUGCAGGAACCUGAGCCAGAUGAGGAAGUAGAAAAUGAAGCAGAUGAAAGGCUGUUGUUGAGUUCAUGGCUGAUCUCGUUGCCAAGAGGGAUACCAAGGCAACACCACCAAAGAAGGAGAAAGGUUUUUGGUUCAGGAUUUGCUCGAUUUGUUGGCCGUUCCGGACCGCAAAUACGGACGACAAGAUGUGUGUGUGUGUGUUUUUUUAUGCCAGUUCCAUUACUUUGUAAAUUAUUUGUGAGAUUGGUGAGCUUUUCUGCAAAGUUCAAAAUCCUGCUUGCAAGUGUUUUCAGAUUCAAGAGAAGUGAAAAACCUACAAUUGUAAAUCUUUUGGCAUCUAUUCUAUAGCUUCCAAAUUCUACUUUUAGUAUAAA